Messenger RNA from Ciona intestinalis (vase tunicate), 4179 nucleotides. Its product is annotated as serine/threonine-protein phosphatase 6 regulatory subunit 3. The record is from RefSeq and is a predicted model, not a curated record. Gene Ontology annotation, cellular component: cytosol; nucleus. Gene Ontology annotation, molecular function: protein phosphatase regulator activity; protein phosphatase binding. NCBI's taxonomy places the organism in Eukaryota, Metazoa, Chordata, Ascidiacea, Phlebobranchia, Cionidae.
UUAUGUUUAAAAUUUUAAUAUUUAAUUUUAGAAUGCGCCCGAACAGGCAAAAUAAACAUUGCACAUAAACUUAACAAUCCUUUUUACCAUUGGAUCUCACUGCUGUCCACUCAAUUAAUGCCACCAUGUUUUGGAAGUUUGCCACCACAUCCAACAUCGACACACUCCUGGAAAAGGAGGACAUCACCCUCCAGGAGCUGAUGGACGAUGAUGAUGUGCUACAGGAAUGCAAGGGUCAGCACACCAAACUAAUUGAAUUCUUGGGCAAAGUUGAAGUUAUGGAAGAUCUUGUUUCUUAUAUCAUCACUGAACCAGCUGAAGAUACUGAUGACACGGUCAAAUACAAAUAUCCAAAUGUUGCAUGUGAACUCUUAACAUCAGAUGUACCUCAACUGAAUGAUAUUCUUGGAGAUACAGAGAGUCUACGGGAGAAGUUAUUUUCAUUCCUGGACCAUGAGCCAACACUCAACCCACUGCUGGCCAGCUUUUUUUCAAAAGUUGUUGGAAUUUUGCUUACAAGAAAACCAGAGCCGACACUGGAUUAUAUCAAAUCAAGACCAGAUUUCCUUGGUACUGUUUUAAAACAUCUUGGAACUUCAGCAAUUAUGGACUUGUUGCUUAGAUUGGUGACAUGUGUUGAAGCAGUUGACCUUCGUGCUCAAGUCUUAUCAUGGUUGAAUGAAAAAAAUCUAGUUGAGCGUCUUAUCUCCCUAAUUGACCCCUCCCAAGAUGAAGACUUCCACUGUAAUAGUGCUCAGUCAUUGUGUGACAUCAUACGACUCAGCAGAGAGCAUAUGUACACCUUGCAGGAGUCGGCACAAGAUGAUCCCUUACUAAACACUCUUGAGCGCAAAGAAACCGUUCAACUUCUGUUAAAACACAUGUUUGAUGGCGGGAUUAGUGAAUCUGUAACAAUCAAUGGAAUAAGCGUGUUAUUAGCUUUGCUUGAGAUAAGGCGUCCUGCUCCAUUCGGUUUUCCCGAGAUGGCCCCUGAGUUAACACAACUUGAUGUUGAGAGGUUAGCUUGUGGGGUUUCAAAAACACUUCACGGACUUAGUGAUCGGCUCCCAGAUUUCCACAGUCUUCUGGAGAACCCACCGAAGAAAGAUGUAAUGUCAUGUACAUUCGGUGACUUGAAUCCACCGCUCGGUAACACGAGGUUACACGUUGGGAAACUUCUAUCAGCAAUUCUUAUCACCAACACUCACAACAUUAACGUACAAUUAUCGGAACUGCAAAUUUUCAAUGCACUCUUGGAUUUAUUUUUCGCAUACGAGUACAACAAUUUCCUCCACACACAAGUUGUGCAGUGCAUACAAACUGUUCUCGGGAAUGCCGUAACUGUGACAACACACACAGUAAAAGCUCCCUCGUACAACGAUGGAACAUCACGAACUGAUGAUCGAGAUGAAGAAGAGAGAAAAGAAGACGAAGAUGCUGAAAAUCCUCGCAAAGUUGCUCCUCUUUUGACUCAUUUGUUUGAGGAUUGUCGGUUGAUCCAACGAAUCCUUGAUGCGUGGGAAGACAAUCGUGUCCAUGAAACGGAGGCGGGAGGACAUCGGAAGGGAAACAUGGGCCAUCUUACCCUCAUCACGAACCAAAUCCUUGAAAAUAUUGAAAAAGGUUCAAAUGCUGAUCGUAUACGACAGUUUAUUGAAGGCAUGCCAGAGGAGGAUCAGGGUCGUUGGCAGAAGUUCGUCAGCGAACCUCUUGCCGAGAUGAAUGAGAAGAACUCCCGUGAGCUUGGAGGACACAAUCCGAUGCACUUCUCCUCCGAUGAUGACGGGGAGACAGAUUACCGAGACAUCCCGUUCACAUCAAGUUCUGCACAGCAGGCAUUCACCGAUUACCAACUGCAACAAAUCACCACUAAUUUUGUUGACCAGUUUGGAUUCACCGAUGGAGACUUUGCUGAGCAAGAGGAACCAGAUAAAUUCAACAAAAUCAAUUCACUUGACUUCGAAAUCAAGGCAGAUAUUCAAUCGGCAAAUGAGGAUUUAUUCGAGAAAGUUGUUAAAACUCGAAUUCCCAACUUUGGAGCGGAUAGUGACGAUGAUGAUGUAAAUAAAGAUACUUUCGAUUCAGGAGAUGAAGAUGAUUGGGAUCAACACAUCCCAACUACAGAUUCAUCUUAUAACUAUGGGAGUGGACCUCCAACCAUCACUGUUAGACAGCGAACAAGUUCCGGAGAUAGUACUGGAAGCAGCAACAGCAGCGGAGAAGAUGACGCUCCUUUCUCCAUCCCACAAACUCAAAGUCCCGUGAAAGCUGAGCCUUCAGAAGAUAUGGAGACUUCCCAUCAAGGCCAAGAGUUGGAAGUAAGGUUUGGUGAUAGUGACAGCAGUAGUGGUAGCAACACAAGUACACCGACCUCAUCACCAAGACUUGCCCAACCUGUUGCCAACGACAACAAAGUACAAUCAUUAUGGGAUGCUGAAAAAGAUUCCGAUAUUUCAUCAUCAACAAAUGAAUCGAACUGGGCCAACUUUGAUAAUUUUGAAAGUUUGCAAGUUCAAAAAGCCAGCACUGAGGAAGCUAACUCUGCCUUUGAAGCUCCGGACUCUUCUAGUGAAGUGAAACAAAUAAAAGUGGAAACCAUGGUUUUGUCGGAAGAACCAGAAAUAUCAAGACUUGUUGAGAUGGAGAUUGCUGCAGUUGAUAGUUUCUCAACUUCCAACAUCUCUUCUGAGGAACAACCUUCUGCGGAGGUUUCUGGUGCUCCUACCACAUCCAGUGAUGUUGCUAUGGAAAUCCAGGAGGAGCCAAAGAACAUCGCAAGUGAUGCGGAAGCAAAACCAACCUCAUCUGGCAUCACUGGAAGCCAUGGAUCUCCGAUGGAAACAGAUGAAUCUUCCUCAUCAACUGUAGAGGUUGCGGAGUCGGAUCAAUCUGUGUCACGAUCUAGAGGUGAAGUUGAAAUCGUUCCAGAAGGUGUAGAAGAGAAAGAUACAGUUCCCGUUGCAUCCGAGCAAGUUCCUGAAGAAGUCUCCUCCACUAGUGAUGUGGAGCAGGUUGAAGCAUCACGUGAGGUAGAAGAGCCGGUCCAACCACAAGAAGAUGAACCGGAGCAAAAUAAUGAUCCGGACAGUGACAUCACAGCGCAUGUGAGCUCCACGGAGCAAAGUGUCUCCGAUGCUCCUCCGUGCCACACGACAUCCAGUGGUGAUCAGCUUUCCUCCGAAGUGGAAGUUGCCCCGCUUAAAACUGACGGUGAUGUCCAAAACAAUGAAGUAACGUCGUCCACGGUUGAUUCCACAGUUGUUGCAAACGGGCCGGUGUGAUUCGGUUUUGGGAAUCCCGUUUGCCCCAAUCAGCCCCCGGUUCGUAUUACACCAUAAAUAAGUUGAAGAGGUAAAGGUUGCGACUUACAAACCAAAUAUUAGAAACCGUUCAUGACAUAAACCUCCAGUUAGCAGUAUAACGGAAGCUCCGAAUACAAGGUGACGAGAGCCUCGCAUUAAUUCCAUUGUCUAAAUGAGUUCUCUUUCCUGCACUUACUGCACCAAAUAGAGCGUUAUAUUGAAGUUUUUUCUGCAUUUCCCCCCGACCCCCCCAACCAUGUUGGCAGAUAACAUGAAGUCCCAACAGCUGCAAACCAUCAGCGUGUUGUUGCAAUCGAUUCUUCAAUGCAAUUGCUGCACGAAGCAGCAAGGGUUAAGGUCUGCUUUCCUAUUUAUUCAAUUAUGUGAAGUCCCUCGUGGCACAUACAAUGCUGUGCUAAUUGGGGAUUCCCCCCACACCCGGUCACUCACCCCCACCACUCACUAUAGCGCGGUGUCAAAGUGUCGAGUUUAAUUCUGACUUCCCUCAUCGGGUGCUACGAUGGCAUCAUUACCGUGAUGCAAUUUUAAAUGACGCCACAACGCUUGACUGUGAAGCAGCAUAGGGCUGCACCACCACCCCACACACCAGAUGAAUAUGGUCACCACAUUUGAACUUACCCUGCUUCUUGUCCCCAAGUUCUUUUUAUCCUCCCUGUUCAAAGCACCGAUGAGGUAACGUUUUUAUUUCCAUUGUAUUCUUAGCGAGUCAUUUUCGCCUCUUCUUCCAAACAGGCCGGGUGCAUCGUAAUUGUCCUUGUAGUUUUUGUAUCGAGCUUAAAUGAUCCUUCUGGGUCCUGUGAAAUAAAUAUUAUUUUGCCUUCGUUAUCCAACAACGAAUAAAUGUUGAUCUACCAAA